AAAUCUCUAACCGCUAGGCCAUUAUUUUUCACCUGUACUUAAUGACCUUUAAUUAUAAGUUUAAUCGGGACAUUUAUCUAUUUUGUAUUCAGAGCAACGACUUGUUUACCUAAUGGUCGCUAUGGAAAUGGUCAACUUGAGUGUGCAUUCUUAGUGAUCCUACGACAGGAACGAGUCAGAUUUAAAUUUUGUAUCAUUCAACUUGGUACUAUCUAUGCACGUGCUGAUACGCUGUCGCUUGAGAAUCAUGUCAACACAUCAGAUCACAGGUGUGAUUUUUCUAUUGAGCACCGGACUAAUUUGUGUCAAUUGCUUUGUUCCCUUGGAAGUUGAUCCUGAAAGCGGUAACACCACGAAGGACUUGACCUGUCCUCCAGGUCUAAUGCUUUGUUUCGAGACUGGAAUAUGUGCGGAAGUUUGUGAUACCACGGAGGCACUUAUCUGCCCCUCAGGUACUAUGUACUGCACACACACAGGACAAUGUAUGGAAGAUUGCCAUUCAGCUGAAACUCCACAGUGUCCACCGAAAAUGUCAUACUGUGUAGAAACAAACUCCUGCACAUUCUCUCAGUGUGACAAGGAAAACAUCGACUCCAUUAUGUGUCCCUCAGGGACAAGUUUCUGUCCUGCUCUUGAAGAGUGCACAAUAGACUGUCCUGGUGAAGACACGCGCUUUGUUUCUUGUCCAAUGGGACUACGCUACUGCGCAGAAAACGAUGAAUGUGUUUAUUGUUAUGAUGCUAGUAUACCAUAUAAAGAAGUGUGUCCACCUGGCUUUAUUUUGUGUGUAGAAGAUAAUCAAUGUUUACUAGAAUGCACAGAAAAGAAGUCAUCUCGAGUGAUUUGUCCGCCAGGCUUCGUAUUUUGUCCCGAGAGAGAAAACUGUGUCUAUGACUGCACCACAGAUGAGACACCAACUGCUUGUCCUCCUGAUAUGGUUUACUGUGUAGUGAAGGGUCGCUGUGUUUAUGACUGCAUCGCAGAUGAGACACCAAUUACUUGUCCUCCUGAUAUGGUUUACUGUGCAGUGAAAGGUCGCUGUGUUCAUGACUGCACAGUAGAUGAAACAUCAACUGUUUGUCCGCCUGAUAUGGUUUACUGUGCAGUGAAGGGUCGCUGUGUCCAUGACUGCACCGAAGACGAGACAUCAACUGUUUGUCCUCCUGAUAUGAUUUACUGUACAGUGAAGGGUCGCUGUGUCCAUGACUGUACCGAAGAUGAAACACCAACUGUUUGUCCUCCUUAUAUGGUUUACUGUGCAGUGGAGGGUCGCUGUGUCCAUGACUGCACCGAAGACGAGACACCAACUGUUUGUCCUCCUGAUAUGGUUUACUGUGCAGUAGAGGGUCGCUGUGUCCAUGACUGCAAAAUCAACACUUCAGUUGUAACCUGUCCUCAGAAAUACGUGUACUGUGCCGAAGUUGGGGAAUGUCAAAUCACCUGUACAUCACCACCCACACCAUUUCUGGACUGUCCUCUAAGCCAAGUGUAUUGUCAGCGACUGAUGAUUUGUGUUUCGGAGGCAGAAUGUUAUGGUUUUGAUUCGGCGGCGGCACCUGUUCCAGUUUCAGCUCAGUUCGCAGAUUCAUUAGACACUGUGGUGGUGAGAUUUUCAACAGUCCUACAACCACAAAAAACAUUCAGAUGCACGAAGAUAUUUGUGGAGGAAGAACUCGGAGAAGGCGCAGUUUGUGUUGUGACUGGAGACAACAUAACAAUCCGUUUAGGCCUAGUAUCCAGUAUUCGCCCAGGUCAAACUCUCCACCUUCGAGAAGGAAACGAGCUGUACGACCAUGUACAUUUAUCUACUGAGGCUACGGGCGACGUCAUUAUAGCAGAACCACUAAAUCCGAUUCCUCCUAGCUUUGUGCUGUACGGCCCAAGUGAAGUUUGCGGUGGAGAGGUGAACAUUACUGUGAUGAGUAUUAUCGGAGACGGAGCAGCUGAGCUAACCUACUUCUGGAGUAUAUUUCCAACAGACAGGACAUCGCUUAUCGAUCACCACAAGUUGACCAAGGAAAUAGAGAAAAGAAAAAAAAACUUAAGUCCAAGAAUUUAUUCCAUCGACUCGAAUAAACUUUCGACUGAUAUCGAUUACAUCAUCCUAGCUUCAGCUCAGAACAGGUUUCAGUUUACGUCUAAUGAGACAACCACACAUCGCAUCAAACGUGCUGGCUCCUCUCCACUCGUGGCUACAAUCCUUGGACACUAUGUAGUCAGCGCCCAGAAGGACAAUACGUUUGAAGCUAACAUUGAAAUGUGCAGUGGUGGAAACUUGACGGAACUAGAAUAUUCCUGGUCAAUAAACAGUUCUGAGUUCAGCCUUGCAGGGUUAAAAGGAAAAUGUGUUACUCUACCAAAGGGAACACUUCGUGGCAACAACAGUUACAAUAUCCUCGUCACUGUUUCUCUGAACGGAUCCAACGACUUUGUGGAAGCUAAGGCUAAUCAUUUAUUCAGUGUAACCAUGGAACCUCUCCAAGCCAUAAUAAACACGUGCAACAUUACGGUCGGUGAUAGUCAGAAUUUCUCACUAGAUGGUUCUCGAUCCUUUGAUCCAAGCAACACUGCUACUGACAUGCUCUACCAAUGGUUUUGUUUUCUACAUAACUCGUCCAGCGAGUGUUCUUUCUCGAGAAAAAUAAUGACCAAUUCUUCUGUUCUGUACAUUGAGGGAGGUUCUCUUAAACCAGCUAG
Messenger RNA from Limulus polyphemus (Atlantic horseshoe crab), 2697 nucleotides. RefSeq lists its product as uncharacterized. NCBI's taxonomy places the organism in Eukaryota, Metazoa, Arthropoda, Merostomata, Xiphosura, Limulidae. The transcript is spliced from 11 exons. The record is from RefSeq and is a predicted model, not a curated record. The annotation marks the transcript as partial.